Budorcas taxicolor (takin) is the source of this 2923-nucleotide messenger RNA. RefSeq names its product nuclear transcription factor, X-box binding like 1 (gene NFXL1). Bases 1 to 2748 code for a protein of 915 amino acids. Gene Ontology annotation, molecular function: zinc ion binding; RNA polymerase II transcription regulatory region sequence-specific DNA binding; DNA-binding transcription factor activity, RNA polymerase II-specific. NCBI's taxonomy places the organism in Eukaryota, Metazoa, Chordata, Mammalia, Artiodactyla, Bovidae. Gene Ontology annotation, biological process: regulation of DNA-templated transcription. The record is from RefSeq and is a predicted model, not a curated record. Gene Ontology annotation, cellular component: nucleus. The transcript has 22 exons.
AUGGAAGCUUCCUGGCGCCAGGUGGCCGGUGGUCGAGGCCGAGCCCGAGGACGAGCCACUGCGGCCCCCUCCUCAGGAAAUGGAGUCCAUCUCCGCGGCGCCGGAGGAGGGCGGGAGAAGGGGUCGGUGGGCGCUGCUGGUCCUGGCCGCAGCCCCGGAGGAGCGGCCACCCCUGCGGCUGCAGGUAGCUCAGCGCGGCGCAGCCCCGCGGGGUCUGAAGCGUCGCAGACUUCCGUGGCCGGUGAGCUAAUGUCUCAAAAGAAAUUUGAGGAAAUCAAGAAGGCUAAUCAGGCUGCAGCCAAAAAAAUUGUUGAAGGACACUUUAGCUCUUCAUCUGAAGAAGAAGGGGAUGAAGAUUUUGAAGGAAAAAGAGGAAAAAUAGUUGCUAAUACGUUUAUAACUUAUACUACUCAGACAGAUGGAGAUGUACGAGAAUUAGAGCGAACGAAACAAUACUUAAAUGAAGCUUUUCAAGCCGGGGCUAUGACAUGCUUAAUUUGUAUUGCUUCAGUGAAGAGAAACCAAGCAGUUUGGAGUUGUUCAGGAUGUUUCUGUAUAUUUCACAUGCCCUGUAUCCAGAAGUGGGCUAAAGACAGCCAGUUUCUGGUAUCUUCUCUGACGGAUGAUGAUUUUGGAAAGAGAGAUUAUCCCUGGCCUUGUCCCAAAUGUAGGUUUGAAUACAAACGAUCUGACACACCUAGUAGGUACUAUUGCUAUUGUGGAAAAGUGGAAGAUCCACCUUUAGAUCCGUGGCUCGUGCCUCAUUCGUGUGGCCAAGUAUGUGAGAGAGAUUUUAAACCUUCUUGUGGCCAUAAGUGUUUACUCCUCUGCCAUCCAGGUCCUUGCCCCCCUUGUCCCAAGAUGGUCACAACUACUUGCUAUUGUAAGAAAGCAAAACCUAUCCCUCGCCGGUGCAGUGCUAAGGAAUGGUCCUGUCAGCUGCCAUGUGGACGGAAAUUGCUUUGUGGACAGCAUAAAUGUGAAAAUCCUUGUCAUGCAGGAAGUUGCCCACCCUGUCCAAGAGUUAGUAGACAAAAGUGUGUCUGUGGCAAACGAGUAGCUGAAAGAAGCUGUGCAAGUCCACUGUGGCACUGUGAUCAAGUGUGUGGGAAAACACUACCAUGUGGUAAUCAUACGUGUGAGCAAGUUUGCCAUGUAGGUGCUUGUGGAGAUUGUCCUCGAUCUGGGAAAAGGUUCUGUCCGUGUCAGAAGUCAAAAUUUUCCUUGCCUUGUACAGAAGAUGUACCAACUUGUGGAGACAGUUGUGACAAAGUACUUGAAUGUGGAAUCCAUAGAUGUUCACAGCGUUGUCACCGAGGCCCUUGUGAAACAUGUAGACAAGAAGUGGAAAAGCAUUGUCGCUGUGGGAAGCAUACAAAACGAAUGCCGUGCCAUAAACCUUAUCUUUGUGAAACUAAGUGUGUUAAGAUGCGGGACUGUCAGAAGCAUCAGUGUAGGAGAAAGUGUUGCCCUGGAAACUGUCCACCUUGUGAUCAAAACUGUGGACGGACUUUAGGAUGUAGAAACCAUAAGUGUCCAUCUGUCUGCCAUAGAGGUAGUUGUUACCCUUGCCCAGAGACUGUAGAUGUGAAGUGCAAUUGUGGUAAUACAAAGGUGACAGUACCCUGUGGCCGAGAACGUACCACAAGACCCCCCAAGUGCAAAGAACAGUGCGGUCGGCCACCAACUUGCCAUCAUACAAGUCAAGAAAAACAUCGCUGUCACUUUGGUUCUUGUCCUCCAUGUCGUCAACCUUGCCAGAAGGUUUUGGAGAAAUGUGGUCACUUAUGUCCUGCUCCAUGUCAUGAUCAAGCAUUAAUAAAGCAAACUGGCAGGCACCAGCCUACAGGCCCUUGGGAACAGCCUUCUGAACCAGCAUUUAUUCAGACUGCAUUGCCUUGUCCUCCAUGUCAAGUUCCUAUUCCUAUGGAAUGUCUUGGAAAACAUGAGGUGAGCCCUCUACCAUGUCAUGCUGUAGGACCGUAUUCUUGUAAAAGAGUUUGUGGACGAACCUUAACUUGUCAGAAUCAUGUAUGUAUGAAAGAGUGUCACAAAGUAACUGAAACAGAUUCCUGCACUGACAAAAAAAAGGCUGGCCCAGAAUGCCUUCACUGUGAAGAAGGGUGCUCUAAAUCACGGCCGUCGGGUUGUCCUCAUCCGUGUGUCCUGCCAUGUCACCCUGGAGAGUGUCCUCCAUGUGUUCAGAUGCUUAGAAUAAAAUGUCACUGCAAGAUCACAAGUCUUUAUGUGGAAUGUAGAAAAAUAACCACAGCUGAUGUAAAUGAAAAGAAUCUAUUGAGUUGUUGCAAAAAUCAGUGUCCUAAAGAGCUUCCUUGUGGUCAUAGAUGCAAAGAAAUGUGUCAUCCUGGUGAAUGUCCCUUUAAUUGCAACCAAAAGGUGAAACUUAGAUGUCCUUGUAAAAGAAUAAAAAAGGAAGUGCAGUGCAACAAAGUACGUGAAAAUCAGAUUUCCAUAGAAUGUGACACAACAUGCAAAGAAAUGAAGCAGAAAGCAUCUGAGUUAAAAGAAGCAGAAGCCAAAGCUGCCCUUGAAGAGGAAAAACGAAGACAACAGGCUGAACUGGAAGCUUUUGAAAACAGACUGAAGGGUCGUCGGAAGAAGAACAGGAAGAAAGAUGAAGUGGCAGUUGAGCUAACCCUAUGGCAGAAAUAUAAAUAUUACCUCUUUCCACUGUGUGCAAUUGUGGUAGUAGUGUUUGCAUGGUACAUAGCCCAUGCUGUGGAUUAAAAAAUGUUUGACUUGUUAAUAUACCUCAGAUUAGAUUUAGAUAAGUUGUUAAAUUUGGAAUAUUAGAAAGCAGAUGCUGUAGAACACAAUAUAUAUUCACAUUCAUCUCUGUAUUCUCUUUGAACUCUUGUUAGAAGGAUAGAAUGUUAAGCUUUACCUUAAUUAGCAUCCUAAA